Molecule: messenger RNA, 8349 nt
Organism: Pectinophora gossypiella (pink bollworm)
Lineage: Eukaryota; Metazoa; Arthropoda; Insecta; Lepidoptera; Gelechiidae
Product: myotubularin-related protein 4
Exons: 22
Coding region: 464-3979 (1171 amino acids)
Biological process (GO): dephosphorylation; regulation of autophagy
Molecular function (GO): protein phosphatase binding; phosphatidylinositol-3,5-bisphosphate 3-phosphatase activity; metal ion binding
Source: RefSeq, a predicted model, not a curated record
UCCCGCCACCGCGCCCCCUCCCCCGCGCACGGCUCGCGCGCCUCCAGUUGCCUCGCAGCUGCCGCGCGCGUUCGUCGCAUAUUCCAUGCGACUCCGCUAUCCUUCCACCAUAAUAUGGAUAUACAGCACAUCCGCGCUCUUAUCAACAUCCAGUUCUCGUAUUUGUGGUUUUGCGAAGUCUUCGACAAAUAUAAAUGGAUUAUAUUGUAAAGUGCACGAAAAAACAACUAGUUUUGUAAGUAGACUGUGUGGCUGAUAACGCUGUGCAAAUGUGAUUUUAUACAAGUGUAGUGUGUAAACUUAUUUAUUACAAUUAGUAUAUAAUAAUAUAUUUAUGGACCCACAAUCAUGGAACGUUACAAAUCGAACGUGUUUCGAUGGAGUGCUUCCUACGGUGUGAUGUUAGUUCUCAAAGUCUGAUAUCUUAGACUGCGUUAAGUAAUUUAUUAGUUAGUGUUUGAGUAUGUUGAUCAACACGUUUCUGGACACGGAGGAUUUCGUGCACUUGUACUAUGAGGACGAGCCGGCUGCGCAGCAGGGGUGCGGCGCGGGCGCACGCAUGGCCUCGCGGUACUCGCAGCGACCACCCUCGCCCGACUACAACCAGGUCCCAGCGUCAAGCGACAUGACGGACGGUCGCGAGCGGUGUAGGGCGCCGCCGCAGCCCGAGCCGCCGCCGCACCGCGUCCGCGCCGCUGAUCUAUAUCCGCGCCUGCGCACACACUACGACGAGCCCGGCCUCGACGUCGGCUUCACGCCCAUAUGUGGGGAGUUCGUUCAGUGGGUGGGGCGGACAGCUGACGGCGGCACGGUGGCGAUGUCCAACUACCGGCUUCACGCUCAACCGAGGCGGCGAAGCGGGCCCGGCGCGUCGGUCCCGUUACGGCUAAUAGACGCCGUCGAGGUGCGGGACUUGCUGCAUCUCGCCAUUCUUUGCAAGCACGGACGACAACUGAAAUGCUCAUUUACCACCGGAGAACAGUGUGUGGAGUGGUGGCGGCGGUUGAACACCGCGCUCUCGCCGUUGGGGUCUGUCCAGGAGACGUUCGCGGCUGCGUACGCAGCGUGGGCCAAGGAACAGCCCCCGGCGUCCGUCCAUAGGGCUCUGUUGCGGGCCUCGCACACCCCCCAGCGGCAUUGGUUUGGCCCCGAGGUGGAGAGACUGGGUUUUACUGUGAAAAGCGCGUGGCGGGUGACGGCCGCAAACGCAGAGUACAAGCUGUGUCCGUCAUACCCUCCGCUGCUCGUGGUGCCAGCGUCUAUCGGCGACGAGGAUCUCGACUCCGUUGCCAGAUUUCGCGCCAUGCGCCGCGUUCCGGCGGUGGUGUGGCGACACCGCGGCAAUGGCGCCGUAAUCGCGCGCUCCUCUCAGCCAGAAGUGGGCUGGCUCGGUUGGCGGUCUAGCGAAGACGAGAGAUUGCUAGCGGCGUUCGUCAGCGCUUGUCAAGCUGACCGGGGCGUACAACCGGCUAACACCAACAAGCAAAUAAAACUCCUAAUAGUGGACGCGCGAUCGUACGCCUCAGCAGUGACGAACCGCGCGCGGGGUGGUGGCUGCGAAUGUCAACAGUACUACCCCAAUGCCGACAUUCAGUUCAUGUGCCUACCAAACAUACACCACGUUCGACGCAGCUUCCAACAGAUGCGAGCGCUUACCGCAGAGCCUAGCGACCAGACCAACUGGCACAGCAACUUAGAGCGCACGCUGUGGCUGCAAUACGUGUGCGGCGUCCUACGAGCCGCGUGCGUGGCGGCACGCGCCGUCCUUGGCGGGCGGCCCGUGCUGGUACACUGCUCGGACGGCUGGGACCGCACGCCUCAGAUCGUGGCGGCCGCGCAGCUGGUGCUCGACCCGCACUACCGCACUGUCGAGGGUUUCCGCGUGCUAAUAGAGCGCGAGUGGUUGGACUUCGGACACAAGUUCGCGGACCGCUGCGGACACCAGUUCGGGCCGGAGGAGCCCAACGAGCGGUCACCCAUCUUCCUGCAGUGGCUCGACGUGGUCCACCAGAUGAUGCACCAGUACCCGUGCAGCUUCGAGUUCAAUGAGGCUUAUCUGAUAAAGCUAGGAACACACGUGCACUCAUGCAUGUUUGGCACAUUCUUCUGCAACACGUCUCGCGAGAGGAGCGAGGCGCGCGUCACAGAGAACACGGCACACGUCUGGCAGUUGCUGCGAGCCCCGGCCUAUAGGAACCAUCUGUAUUCCCCGCAUCAUGUUGAACAGGUGCUGUGGCCGGAGUGCGGCGUGCGGCACAUGCGCGUGUGGUGGGGCAUGUUCAGCGCCGAGCAGCCCGACAGCGACACGCUCGACCCGCCACCCGUGCAUAAGCCGCCGCCUCAAAGCGGUCUAAUGACUAAGACGAGAUCCUGUGAUAACCUACUGAGUGAAGGAGAAAAGCGGACUGCGCAGCGACGGUGUAGCGACCCCAGCAUAGCGCCUGAUGUAAUGAAACUAUCAAUGGUGGUGAAUGCGGAGCGAGAGUGUCGCGCUACACUCACUGACAGCUGUGUGGAUGAUCUACCCGUACUGCCGUUGUCUGCUGACAACUGUGCCGACCAGCAUUGCACCCAGGUAUCAGGACUGCACCCGGACCACUUCGAGAGCUCGCCCCGCGUGGCGCGCGACCUGACCAGCGGCUCCUCCUCGCUGGAGCGCGAGCUGGGGGGCGCCGUGGACUCGGACGAACCUGACGGCCGGAGACCCAACCGCCCCGACGGAGACACGCCACCGGUGCUUCCGGUGUCGGACGUGUCAUCCGACAUAUCGGGCAAGUCGGACGUGAUGACCGACAGCGUCAUCAGGGUGGGCACUUCACCCGACACGGAGACUCCUGAGGAGCCCGCCGUGUUCGUCUGUGACGCCUACGGAGAUGUUAUUGGAAUGGCUGAGGCGGCGAGAGAAGCAGGCCGCACGCGCAACAUUAGCAUAACCUGGCGCUCCAUAUCGGAGUCCAGCAACCAAUCGUCAACCGGCUUCGACAUCACCGACACCCCACAGAACAGACCCGACCCCGUAGUCAACUCCCACGAAUCCUCACCCGUAGACAACCAUAACUCCACAGAAGGAGAUCUGGUGAACCAUAACGUCCUGUCGAACAAUGUUAGUGAAUUGACGAACCAUAACAGGGAGAGAGUGACCAAUGGGGUUAACGGAGUCGAGGAUGUCGCCGCUAAGUUCUUGGAAGUCGAUCUGAAUGGCGGCGCGACGUCCAGCAGCAUCAGCUCGGAGAGCGAGGGCGAGGCGGGCGCGCGGCUGGCGGGCGGCUGCGGCCGCGUGGCGUCGCAGCUCACGCUGUGCCCCACCUCGCCGCCGCAGCGCGCGCGCGCCGCGCCCUGCGCCUGCGCCUGCCAGCGCCGCGCCAGCACCACCAGUGGCAUCGAGACGUCGGGGUCGUCGGGCGCCAGCUGCAGCUGCUGGUGCGGCUCGUGCGGCGGGUCCCGCGCCCGCUGCGUGUGCGGCGCGGGCGCGGCGCCCGGGCCCGACCCGCUGGACGGCCUGCCGCCCGCCACCGACCCGCUGCAGGCGCGCCUGCACCAGAUCAUACUCUAUCAGAAGAAAGUGGUGGAGGAGCUGUCGGGCCAGCUGCGGCAGGCGCGCGAGGCGCUGCGCCGCGCCGGGCCGGCGCCGCCGCGCGCCUCGCCCUCCGCGCCCGAGCCCUCGCAGAUGACGAACAGCAGCGGCGGCAGCGUGGGCAGCGUGGGCAGCGCGGGCAGCGCAGGCAGCGGCGCCGGCGGCAGCUCGGGCUCCAGCUCGGGCUCCGACGUGGAGGUGGGCGAGGACGCGCGCCGCGUCGUGUGGCUGCCGGACUCCGCCGCGCCGCGCUGCCAGCACUGCCGGAACCACUUCUGGCUGGCGCGGCGCCGCCACCACUGCCGACGCUGUGGCGGCAUAUUCUGCGGUUCGUGCUCGGAGAUGAGCUCGUGGGGCGCGUGCGGCGCCGUGCGCAUGUGCCGGCGCUGCCGCGCGCUGCGGUGACCGCCCCCGCCCCCGCCCCGCCCCCGCGCCUGCCGCGGAGAGGGGCUCGCUGUGCCCCUGGCUGCCAGCCUCCGCUGGUGAGUUUCCAAGCAAGUUCAUCACGCAAGUUUCAAGAGAACGUUUAAUCUAUUUCCUCUAUUUCCUGACGUCACAGAAGCAAAUCAUUGUGUGAUAAAAAGGACACAUGGAAGUGUAAAAAAAAAACAGUAUUGCAUUUUGACAUGCACAAAUAAGUGCGCAAUUCAAACAAAUAUCAAAUAGCAAUAGCUCCCAUGUGGCUUUUUUUAUUGUAUUUUAAAUGUUUAAAUUUCGAAUUCUAAUUUUAAUCAAUCACGGGAUAGAUUUUUGUGUUAAGAAUUACCAAUUCAGCCAUCAGAUUCAAUAAUCCGGUCAAAAUUGUAAAUACUGGUUUCCUGAAGUCUCAGAAAGAUGAAAACAUUUUUUGUUUGGUCUACACAAAAAAAAAGUAAAAAUAAACUAUCCAUAAAUAAAAAAGCAAGUUUAUUUCCGAUGUUCCUGUGAUAAUCUAUUUUUUUGGUUUCUUUUUUUCAAUUAAUCUAAUCUCACAUUUAGUAUGGAAUUUUCACCUGAAACAUGCAAAACUUGCUUCGAAACUUCACUAAUACAUACUCACAUUCAGACGAGCUUUUAUCUCUAUUUGUGCUUGUUGAAGAGACAAAAGUGAAUAAAGUUUCAGAAAUUAAAGUCGCCGAUUUUUGGACCUUUAUGCUUCGUUAUUGUCGCUAGAAUGUAGAUGAAAUCGUAAACAUUUUACAAUAGUUUUUUUUUUAUAUUUAGUCCUUAUUAACUUAAGGAACACUUUAUGGUAUUAUUUUUAUAUAAACACAUUCAACACGUCCAUAUUUAAACUCUUUUCAUCGAUAUUUUUUGAAUUGUUCUUAUUUUAAAUGUUUACGUUUUCACCCUACAUCCCACUCACUUAUAAACUUUAUGAAAAACAUGUUUCACUACGUUGAAAUAUACAUAGGUUUAUAAGUAAAAGCUUAAUGAGCCGGUCACUAUCCAUACGGAGUUGUAUCCAACUUAAGCCUUCGAUCGUUCCUGUAUCUACGCCAAAUGUGUCUCUGUAAUAAAUGAUGAAUAUAUUAGCAGUUCAGUACGACUUAUUAUGACGAUUCUCGAUUACUUCUGACUUAAACUGUUAAGACUACACCUAAGGAUACAUUCAGGGUGUUAGUGACGCCAUAACGAAAACUUUGGGGGCCGAUUCAGACUAUUAUUCUGAGUUGAUAUCAAGUGGAAUUUCCCGUCGAAAACACAAAAUCUUGAACGUUUUCGACAAGAAAAACACCUACCAUCGUUUUUAGUACAAUCAAGUAAACAUUAUAUUUUUUUAUCGUUACGGUGCUACUAACAGCCUGUAUUGAUUUGUAAAUAUAGCUGAAAACUCGAAUAUACUACACAAAAUGUACGAGUAAUGUUUGUUACUUAUGACAUAAUAAUAUGUUUAGUUUCAGUCAUAUUUAGCGUUCUUUUAACCUUGACGUUGGCAGAAUCAUCGUUUCUAAACGAUGCAGCCAUAAAGAAGAAAAAGUUGAACAGUUAAAGAACCAAGAAUAGGCAAGUCAUAGGAGCUAUUAUGGUUAAGUCUUAAUCAGUUUAAGUCCAGCAAGAUGUUACCUAGUCAGCCAGACUCUACUCGAUGAAAUCAAAAUGUUAUUUAGCUGUAAAAUGACGAUUUGGAUGUUGCCUGUCUUUCCAUUAUCAAGGUUGCUCCAUGACAUUUAAUUUCGAUCAUUUUCUAUUUAUUUUGCGCGCUGAAUAACAUGUUACUUACUAUGUUACGGUUAAUUUUGUAACAUAACUCGAAUGUUACAGUUUAUUUAUUAUGCUACAUUUGCAUUUACAAGCCUGGAACGCGACGCUAAAAUUUGUGUCAUGUUGUGAAUAUACAAAACAGACUGUAACAUAUAACGAAAUGUUAUGUAACAUUUUAUUCAGUGUCGAUUCUCAUUUAGGAGUUUUUGUACGAUAAUUAAGAUGAUCGCAUAGACUCAAUUACCGCCUCGCUGCAAAAUGAUACUAUACCAAUUGUCAGUGGAUUAAUAUAGUUUUGUGCUUUGCAAAGAGAAAGUGAACAUUAAAAGCAGAUUUAAAAAAAUAUUAAGCCAAUAGGAAAUGUGCCGAGUAUGCAUAUGUUACACGAGGACGUGUCAAUACGAUUGUUGAUUAGUGACGAUAUUGUGCUCGGCGGAAAGUAUAAGAAAAUACCGCGAUGUAACCCCGACAGGGUUGAUAGGAGGCACUGAAUAACACACAUUUUCCAAUAAGUAGUAUAAUGCCUAAAAUAUUACGCUAGCAAUAGACAUCUCAAUUUAUAGUCUCAUGUUCUCAUACAUUUCUAUCUCCGUCUUACUAACGAUUUGAGACGUCUGUAGCUAGCGUUGACUGUAACAAAAUAACACGUAACAUUAUGUUUGUUACAUGAUAUUUGUUAUUGUAUUUUCCGUCGAGUUGUGACCACAUGGAAAUGUAAUGGAAAUGAAAACUGGAAAUAAAUGGGAUCUAGUCUUUCGUGGUGUGUGACGAGGUGCGGGCCGCGCUAGCUGUUGGUAGGCAAACAUAGUGAAUGCGAAGGCUGAUUUUGUACGAUAUCUCUUUUUUUUUCUACGGCUGUACAAUUUUUUUAAAGACUCCUUUAGAUUAUUGGCCCCAAUUGGUUAAUUAAAGCAGUUACGCGAACAGUGGAACGUUGUAGGCUAUUAAGGUAGCUUUUAAAUGCAAUAAUGUAAAUAUACUCGAGUUUAAGUAUGGCUUGCGUCGUUUCCGUACAACGAAUGUGCCUCAAUCAUACGUGUGUGCUUGUUAGCACAGAGCAGUGUCGCCGUUCCACUAUUCGCUCGUUAUAUUUCGUUGUUCGUACGCGGGAUUGCUGCCCCUGAAAGACACGCAAAGACAAUGUUGGUUUUUGUAUAAAAUGCUGUUUUUUUUUGUAUAAUAGUGUUUCAUUUUUGUUCUAUAAUUAUUUUGUACAGUUACGUUUUGUUUCACACUAUGUCACCAUAGAUAUCGCGACUGGCAGGUGAGAGAGUUAUAUGGGUGGGUAGUGCCGUGUGAGUGAGACAGCUGCCAGUCGCCCCUGAGACUGAGAAAGAAUGUGAGGACUUUGCGUAUUCGUCAUUUAAAACUUUUGUAUUUGUAUAAUAAUUAAUUUCUAUCGUGUUUCUUAAAGGUUGAAUGAAUUUAAGAGCAUUUAAUUAACUUAUUUGUGGAAUAAAAAUAGAUUUUUUUAAAUUAAUUUGAUUUUGGUGAUUUUUUUGUAUGUUACAGUUAGGUUCAUUUUUAGUUCAUAAAAUAUUUUGUUACUGAGAUUACACAUAAAUAUAAUACACAUACAUUUGAUUAUUUUUAGUUAAGUGAAUUUUACUAACACAUAAAUGGAUCCGUGUCGUCUUGAAAGAUGUCAUAACAAAGUAGGCCUUGAGUAUCUUGAAAUAGAUACAUUAAAUAGAUAUCCAGUUUUUCGUACUCGGUUUGCAUAGCACGGCAAGACAGUUCAUUUCAAAUCACUCAUUAUAAAACUUGACCUACUGUAACACGAAUUUAGUGGGAAAACAAUUCAGCCUUUAAGAAAGUUCGAAAUGAAUCGACAAAUGAACGCUUAACUAUAAAAGAGUUCAUUUGGUUCACUAAAUCCUAAGCUAUGUAUCCGGUUACAAUCGCAACAUUAGGCCAACGCCGAGCUCUGUCUUUUAUUUGUGAUAUAAUGAAGGUAAUUUUAUUAAUAAGAGUUUAAUAAAAUGUUGUUAGAAGUUAAAUUUUACUGCUGAUUAUUUUUAAUACCCUCAAUUUUGCGUUGAUUUGUGCGUCGACUAGAUGUUGACGUUUUUAAACGAUGUCCUGUGCACGAGUAAGACAUUACAUUUAAUUCAAAUCAUAACAUGUCAACAGACAUCUAGUUUGUAAGAUCCCACUGUUGUGAAAAUGCCUCUUCAUAUAUCCAAUCAAAAAGAAUAUCAUUAUAAAGAGCUCAAUGUAUGUUAACAGCAAUUAAAUCUUGUGAAAAAGAAACAGUUUAAUGAAGUAAGGAGACAAACUUCAAAUAAAUUGAUUUCUUGUUGAUAUAAAAUCCUUUUUAUCUCUCCUCGUGUUGUCAUAUUGUGUUUCUGUGUUAUCCUGUGUACAAUAUAUUAUUAAAUAAAUAAUUGCCAGAUUAAAAAAUCUCGUGACAGGACGAGUCGACAGCUUGUGUAAAAUAAUUUGUAACUUAUUAGAGGGGUUGUUGUUAACUGCAUAUAUUUUAUAUUAUGGAAAGCUCGGGGUAGUUAGGUUCCAUAGUCGAUGUGUAAACUUGUUUGUGACCAAUGAGUAUUGACACGAUGUGAAAUAAAGCAUAUUUAGUUUUAAAA